This is a messenger RNA of Drosophila mojavensis, 922 nucleotides long. It is a transcript of the gene Ocho, whose product is annotated as enhancer of split malpha protein. NCBI's taxonomy places the organism in Eukaryota, Metazoa, Arthropoda, Insecta, Diptera, Drosophilidae. Gene Ontology annotation, biological process: sensory organ development; Notch signaling pathway. The record is from RefSeq and is a predicted model, not a curated record. The coding region runs from base 70 to 558 and encodes 162 amino acids. The transcript has a single exon.
AGAGAAAGCAUCAUAAACAGUUUGACUCCCGCACCGGUAACACUCACAACAUUUACUCAAGACAACGCAAUGUCGAAGAUGUCAGCUAUAAAUAAACCACAACUCAACUUCAACAACUAUAAGAAAAAGAUUAUGGUUUAUUCCCACAAAUCGAAAGUCUCGCCUACACGCCGACUAACGAAUAUAGUGAAGCCGUUGAUCAGACAUCUCUUCAAGAUAAAGGCAAAGCAGCCAAAGCGAAGCUCCUAUAUCGCAUCAGAGGAAAAGGAGGCAGAGUUCGACUGGCUAAACAACGACAUGGAUAAUAUGUCAAACGAGCAUCUAGAGAACCGACUUAUUGAUGAGAUCAGGCAGUGUGCCAAGGAGGACGCCAUAAUCGUAUACGACGAAAACGGAUCCGGCGAACUUCACACAUUCGAUCACGAGGACUACUAUGUGCCCGUGCACUUCGCACGGACCAAUGGCGGUACAUUCUUCUGGACUUCAUUUCAACCCAGCCACCAAGUGAAGCCCUAUGACAUUGAGUGGAACUUUCACGAUCGUUGGGCACAGGCGUGAAGGACACGAAUGUGAUGCAUCUGGGUUCUAGCAUUUUCAAGUCUGGGUACGACUUAGUAGGUUGAAAAAUCAAGACUUCGCCUGUCUUCGGGACCAAAUUUUUGGGCUCUUUGAUCUUGGACACAUCAGGAUCUUAUCCGGAGUAGACAGAUAUAUCCCUAGGGAUACUCGAAUUGCUUUGCAUUUUAGAUUGGACUUAAAAUGUUUAAAGCGUCAUCAGAAUUCAUUCACUAUGGCACGACAUAUACAAUUUGUACUUUUGCCAGCAUUAAAGUAUAUAAUUUGCAUAGGACUGUACCGUGGACGAGGAUUGUAAUGUUGAAAAAAUAAAGAAACAAAGCAAUAUAAAUAAAAUAUAAUAUUU